Molecule: messenger RNA, 3215 nt
Organism: Polypterus senegalus (gray bichir)
Lineage: Eukaryota; Metazoa; Chordata; Cladistia; Polypteriformes; Polypteridae
Gene: mgat4a
Product: alpha-1,3-mannosyl-glycoprotein 4-beta-N-acetylglucosaminyltransferase A
Exons: 15
Coding region: 808-2403 (531 amino acids)
Biological process (GO): protein N-linked glycosylation
Cellular component (GO): Golgi stack; endoplasmic reticulum; endoplasmic reticulum-Golgi intermediate compartment
Molecular function (GO): acetylglucosaminyltransferase activity
Source: RefSeq, a predicted model, not a curated record
GUUGAUGUAUCGGCAAUAUUCGUAACAUAUCUUUAUCCACCAUUCCUUUUUUAAGAUUUCUUUGAAAAACAUCAACAUUCUUGCUCGAAAAUGGCUAGGAGAGGAGCUUUGCGUGACGGAACCGUAAUGUUCCAGAGGGCGGAUCGUAUGCACCGUGAGCACCAAGAUUGGUUUAAAGGAUCUUUGAGGGGCCGAGCUGAAGUGCACAGAGACGGUCGGCAUGUUCAACGUAGGAUGGGCGUGGCGAGCAAAGGGGGCGGUUUUUAGUAGUAGGUUAAAAAAUGAGAAUGGGGCUAAGCGGCGCCUAGUGUCCCUCGUAAUAUCCUCUGUAACCGGGAGGCAUCUUGCAACAACUCGGAGGAGAGCACUCCAAUAUUAAUCUGAAGCCUCCACGAGCAGGUACAAUAGCUUCUAAGUAAAGUGAUGCACAUGAAAUAACAGGACAUUAAACUAAAAAAAAUGACAUCUGACAGACGGAGCACAGAUACGCUACAGUGAUUCUACAGCAGGCGUGCGUACCGACAACGUCUUGACACUUUCCUUGGAGCCGACAACGACGCUUCGCGGCUGCCGUGCCGUAGGACAUUCUCUGGACUAUUUGCCUGGUUGCAUGUCGCUUGAUUCUGCAGUGUCAGUUCUAAGCGGAUAACCUGAAGAGUGUGGGCGUUCUUCUUUUGGUGAAUUGUGGCUGUGCGAUAAACAUGUGCAGCCGACUUGAUUUUCUCCAAUCCUUUGGCAUCUUACAGGCCGCCUGGGAUAUACUGUGAGCUUUGCGCCUGUCAGUCCGCCUGAGGCCGCUGGGAUGAAAUGAGGCUCAGGCAUGGUACUGUGGCCAUCGUGUUGAUCUUCACCUCCCUCCUCAGCCUCUCGUGGUAUACCGCCUGGCAGAAUGGCAAAGAAAAGUUAACUGCCUACCAACGAGAGUGCCAUGCCUUAAAAGAACGCCUCCAUGCGGCUGAACUACGCACUUUGCAGCGCUCGUCUGAACUCAGCACUAUCUUAGAACAUUUCAGACGUGCCAUAGCAGAGACCAAUGGCAGCAAAGACUCCCUUGCCAACUUCUCAGAGACACAAAAGCUGUUGAAAGAACUUUCCCAGAAGAAACCAUUACAAGUGCCAAAUAUCUACUACCAUUUGCCUCACUUACUGAACAAUGAGGGCAGCCUUCAGCCUGCAGUACAGACAGGUCAAGGAAGAACAGGAGUUUCUAUUGUGAUGGGAAUACCAACAGUGAAGCGAAAAGUCAAGUCCUAUCUUGCAGAAACUCUCCAUUCCUUAAUUGACAAGCUUACUCCAGAAGAGCAAAAGGACUGUGUUAUAAUAGUCUUUGUAGGAGAGACUGAUCUUGACUAUGUCCAUAGCGUUGUGAGGAGCCUGAAGAAAGAGUUUUCUACAGAAAUCAAUUCUGGGCUGUUAGAAGUCAUCUCACCUCCAACAAGUUACUAUCCGGAUUUUGCAGCCUUGAAGGAGACCUUUGGUGAUUCAAAAGAGAGAGUCAAGUGGAGAACAAAACAGAAUCUUGACUAUUGCUUUCUUAUGAUGUAUGCAGUAAACAAGGGAGUCUAUUAUGUGCAGCUGGAAGACGACAUUGUUGCCAAACCAAACUAUUUCCUGACCAUGAAAAACUUUGCACAGCAGCUAACAUCUGAGGACUGGAUGAUUUUGGAAUUCUCACAGCUUGGAUUUAUUGGGAAGAUGUUCCAAGCGCCUGAUCUUAAUCUGAUUGUGGAGUUCAUAUUUAUGUUCUAUAAAGAGAAGCCAAUUGACUGGCUCCUUGAUCAUAUCCUUUGGGUGAAGGUCUGCAACCCUGAGAGGGAUGCGAAGCACUGCGAGCGUCAGAAAUCCAGUCUGCGUGUCCGGUUCAGGCCAUCCCUCUUUCAACAUGUGGGUCUUCAUUCAUCUCUGGCUGGGAAAAUCCAAAAACUCACGGAUAAAGACUUUCUGAAGCCUUUACUACAGACGGUUCAUGUGAAUCCCCCAGCUGAGGUGUCUACCUCUUUGAAGGUUUACCAAGGACAUAAUUUGGAAAAGACCUAUAUGGGCGAAGAUUUCUUCUGGGCCAUCACACCCAUUGCAGGAGACUAUAUUCUCUUUAAAUUUGACAGACCAGUCAAUAUAGAAAGAUAUGUUUUUCGAAGUGGUAAUACAGAACAUCCGGGGGACAUAAUACAGAACACAACCGUGGAGUGUUUGCCUUUUUCGAGAUCUGGACUGAAAACCAAAGAGAAACUGAAACACAAGAAGGAUGGAUUUUAUACAAUAGGAAAAUUUAAAAAUGGUGUGGCAGAGUCUACUGUCGACCCCAAGUUCAAUCCAGUUUCAGGGCUCCGACUUUCUUUCCUGCAAAACUCGUCUGUUUGGGUGAUUCUCAGUGAGAUUCACAUUAAAAAAGCUGCAGGCUAAUUUGCUUUAGUGGUAAGUGUUAUGCCUCCAGAUCCUGCCGAACACAGAGAGACCACCUACAAAAGAACAAGGCUGACAUGCUGGCUUGUAGUGUUGUGUUCUCUUGACUCUACCUCGUGCAACUACUGUAUCAAUGGUCAUCAUUCUACUCCAGUGAAGUAGGAAGAAGAAUUCUGGGAAUUAUAUGAAAACAAUAAACUCUGCAGUAUUUUUUUUCCCAUUGCAGACCCCCUUAGUUUACUGCCCUACACAAAAUUAUAUUGUUGGCAAUAUAAAAGAACCAGUUUUAACUGUCGAGUAAAGUUUAGGUGGCCGCUCAUCUCAGAUGCUGGACGAGUAUUUUUUCUAUCUUCGGGGGUUUACUGAAAGAAUGUCACAAACUUUGGCCUGAUUGUACACACCCAUGACUUCAUUGUGAUAGGUCACAUCAUUAUGUGGCUAAUAUUAAAGUAUACUCGAGUCGUAAUAAACCUCUUGUACUAACAGAUGAGAAGUGAAGGAGAACCUUAUAGGUCAUGUGCUGUGGUAGCCAUUUUGAUUAAUUUCCUACUCACUUCUGUUCCGUGACCAUUGGGCUCAUUGAUCCUAAACCUUUUUAGCAUAAAUGCACACAACGUUAACUACAGCAAAGAUAUCAGAUUCAUUUCUUGCAGAUUGUUGUUUCGGCCAGAUUCUUAAAUUGGAGUUAGUUGUCUUUACUUUUUAUUGAAUUUCCUAUGUUAUUUAGGGGCAGGAACAGGUCCUCCCUGCGUGGAGUUUGCAUGUUCUCCCCGUGUCUGGGUGGGUUUCCUCCCACAGUCCAGAGACAUGCA